AUGAAUCAUUUUAAAGAAGAAUAUAGGCUGUCGUAUGUUCCAGUACACGAUGAGCCUGAGAACGUGACAGGGAAGAGAAAAACGCGACCCCUAUCAUCUGCCGAACAGGUGUUCCUACAAUCUCAGACACAAGCAUUCUGGGGGGCCAGCUGGACCUUGGAAAUCCUGGGGUGUUUCAUAUCGAUUCUGUUUUUCAUAGCUAUUAUUGUGGUCCUCUGGUACUAUGAUGGAAAACCAAUGCCCGAGUGGCCUUACGGCAUCACGCUUAACGCACUAGUCUCCGUUCUAAGCACCGUUAUGAAAGCUUCCAUGGCGUUUGUUGUCGCGGAGGGCUUGGCCCAACUUAAAUGGUCCUGGUUUCGUGGGGGGAACAAGCUGAGUGAUCUGGCACUUCUCGACGCUGGAAGUCGUGGAGCUAUGGGAUCCCUUCUUGUUCUUCUGAAGACUGUACCUCGGCAUCUCAUCACAUUCGGAUGUUUAGUUUUAGUUUUGUCAACGGCUACGGAUCCAUUUGUCCAACAGGUCAUGUCUGUCAAAGAGCGACCGGUUCAUUCCAAGGGAGUCUCUUCCGUCCAAGUCUGCAACACCAGUACCUAUACAGACUAUGGCGAGGGUGCAGGUCCUGGAGAGAACCAAGUUCCUCUCGCAACUCUGGGAGCUAUUUACUCUGGUAUCUUCCAAACGUCAAGCCCGAACCGCAAAAGCAUCAUGAUGGACUGCCCGACCGGAAACUGCACAUUUACGCCUUAUCAAUCUUUGGGAUUCUGCAGUCGCUGCGCGAACAUUACAGAUUCUCUUACUCUUUCCAAAACUGCAAUUGUCCCUAGUGAGCCGACCUACCACUACAAACUCCCCAAUGGAUUCACAUUUACCACCGCCAUCACGAACCUGUACAUGAUGAAUUCCACAUCAUACCGGAAUCUUAUCAAGGUAGACGUGGCGAACAAAGCCUCCAUUCUCAACUUUACUGCAAUCACCUCAUCUGGCUACGGGGUGCCACCUCAAGUGAGUGCGACAGAAUGUGCACUUUUCUUCUGCGUCGAUACAUAUCAUGCAAACGUUCAGGGAGGUACAUUCUCUGAAAACCGUACCUCAUUCUCCACCACAUCAAAUACCUCUUCGGUCGUUGAAAACUUCUCAUUGACACCAGAGACAUGUUAUACCAACGGAACUCAACUUGAGAAACCAUAUAAAAGCACUGAUGACUGCUCAUUCAAUGUCAACUGGCUGAGCCGACUGGCAAUGUCGAAUUCGAUCUCACCCCUUCUCCACGGCUACGGCUCACUUUUUAUAAGCAACCGGCCAAGUUGGUCCUCCAAUGUUAUCGAGGCUCUGUAUGGUGUCGAGGGAAACUACACCGACAUUAAUUCAGUCUUUCAGUCAUUGGCUUCUUCACUUACUAUCAACGCCCGGUCCCAAGUGUGUAAAGAGAAGGUCGACGGAAUCCCGUGGACUGUCCAGUCAUUUGUCCGCGUGAGUUGGAAAUGGAUGAUUCUUCCUGGCGCGCUGGUUCUUCUAAGUAUGAUUUUUAUGAUCAUCACAAUCAUGCAUACUAGAAACCAGUAUAUUUGGAAAUCAUCGCCUUUGGCCCUUCUCUUCUCGGAGUUACUGGUUGAUGAACCACUUCCGCUUCGGUCGGAUCCGACUUUGAAGGGAAUGGAAAUUACAUCGAGGAAUAUGGAGGUUUGGCUAGAGACGACAUCGGAAGGAGUUCGAUUAAAAGCCAUUCCGACUUCGCGAUAA
Molecule: messenger RNA, 1743 nt
Organism: Penicillium verhagenii
Lineage: Eukaryota; Fungi; Ascomycota; Eurotiomycetes; Eurotiales; Aspergillaceae
Product: DUF3176 domain-containing protein
Exons: 2
Coding region: 1-1743 (580 amino acids)
Source: RefSeq, a predicted model, not a curated record